Molecule: messenger RNA, 1176 nt
Organism: Pararge aegeria (speckled wood butterfly)
Lineage: Eukaryota; Metazoa; Arthropoda; Insecta; Lepidoptera; Nymphalidae
Product: chromatin complexes subunit BAP18-like
Exons: 5
Coding region: 180-659 (159 amino acids)
Cellular component (GO): NURF complex; MLL1 complex
Source: RefSeq, a predicted model, not a curated record
GUUCGCACUUCGCACAUUUCCGUUCCCAGUACCCUCUUUCGUGGCCUCCCACUUCGUCACGGCAAAUUAUCUAUUCUCUUUUGCUAAUUCCUAAUUUCAAAGUAAAUAUACGACACCUUGUGAAAGUAGUUUGAUUGUGUAUUCAUCCUAGUGGCAAGUGAAGUUUAAAAGCUACACUCAUGAAUAACUCAGCGGACAAAGUUGGAGAAAUAUUCCGGGAGGCAGGCACCGCAUUCAACAAGUUGUCUGAGAUGACAAUGAUGCUACAUCCAAUGGCGGAUACUCAGUCUGGUGGUAAGUGGACAGAAGAUGAGAUUGAGAUGCUUCGGUUGUGUGUACAUCGCUUCGUGGUUGAUCUUAAUAAACUCAGCCAACAUAUAAAGGGCAGGACAGGUUCCCAAAUCCGCACAACUCUAAGGAAGAAGGCAUUCGAGGACGCAGGUAUACAAGUGAGGCAGGUAAGCAGAAUCGCGCCCAAAGCCGUGCAGCCGGCGACCAAGGUAGUCCCACCACUGAACAUCACCCAAGGAGUGCUAAGACAUAAUGCCGAGGUGACGUUGAACAUGUUGAAUGCGACGGAAAACGAAGUUGACGUUGAAGGUUUGACCGGUGAAGUGAAACUCGAGUUCGAUGGAAGCACUGAGGAAGUGGUUACAUGAAACUUUAUGUAUGUUUAAAUAUGGACGCAUAACGCGACAUAACUGUGUGAUGCGGUAUAUUUUUAACAGUAAAGAAGAACUGGUAAAAAACCGCUGCUGACUGUUUAUAGUUUUAGAGAACUCUUAAAAGCUUUUGCAAAGCUUUUGCGAAAAUUACAUUAUAUCAAAUGUGUUUUACGUGAGACUAGAGCAAGUGUUUGAGUACAACUAUAGUGGUGCACCGUAGUGAUUUUUUGUUUUGUUAUACACAAAUCUCAAAAGUAAAUUCAAACACUAUCGUACGUUUUCUACGUGGAAAUGGAUUUACAAGAUUUGUGUUCAACAAGAAUUCCAUUCGAAGAAUCCAUUUCGUCGCUUAUUAAUAUCUUUAUUAACAUCUUUUUUAUUACACUCUGUAAGAAACUAGAUAUCAUAACGUAAUGAAAAAUCGUUUCUUGAUUCAACCUAUUACGAUAAUGGUGGCAUAAAAAGGCGUUAAUAAAAAGCUUGUAUUAAUAAAUAUUUUCUUUUGAAGACU